AUGACACGAGCGAUGAUCUUCGCGUCUGGAUUGCCCCUUACGUUCUGGGGUGAUGCCGCUGAAUACUCCACGUAUAUUAUGAACAGGAGCCCCACGAAUUUGAAUCCUAAGAGAGCGUCGCCGCUUGAAGUUCUGACGAAUAAAUCGCCGGAUUUGCGCAACAUCGUCGUGUUUGGCUCCCACUGUACCGUCUACCGUGAUCCAAGCAAGAACACGUUCGCGCGCCGCGCUCAAGUGGGCACGAUCGUUGGAUGUAGUGACGAAACCAAGGGUUUCAGAGUAUUCAUCAGGAAAGAAAACAAGGUCAUCACGACGCAGCAUGUCAAGAAUAUUGAAACGUUGUCUGAAGCCCAGAACAGGCAGCUGCAACUAGCCCUUGAUGACGAUGGUCGGGCAGAUUCAGACGAAGGCACUGAGACACCUGUGAGACAGAGCAGUAGUAUUACUGCGAGCGAGAAGCCCAAGAAGAAGAAACAGUGGACUCGCCAACCGCACGUGACAAGAGUGAAAGUAAUCUUGGCGUUAGCUUCUACAUGGGGCGUCCCGACUAAGCACGGAGACGUCUCCAAUGCUUACGUAAAAGCAAAGAAGGAACAGCAUCUCGAGAUUCUGAUGCACGUCCCCAAGGGCAUGACGAUUGAUACAAGAAAGUUAAAAGAAUUGGGGGCAACGAAGAUUGAAGAUGUUGUGCUUGAACUGAAGAAAAGUCUUUAUGGUUUAUAG
Hyaloperonospora brassicae is the source of this 723-nucleotide messenger RNA. NCBI's taxonomy places the organism in Eukaryota, Oomycota, Peronosporomycetes, Peronosporales, Peronosporaceae. The record is from the annotation of a GenBank genome assembly.